Messenger RNA from Equus caballus (horse), 8018 nucleotides. Lineage: Eukaryota; Metazoa; Chordata; Mammalia; Perissodactyla; Equidae. The record is from RefSeq and is a predicted model, not a curated record.
AACUGUUGGUGACAAGCCUUUACCCUCCAGUUGGGAGUGAGUGGGGGGAGCCCUCUGCUGAAAAAGCAGAGAGCCAGGGAGGUGACUCAGGAUCAGUUAGGGCAACAGGAUAGCCUCGAGGGCGAGAAUACGGGCUCUGAGGCCAGACUGCCUGGUACCAGUCCUAAUCCUGUGCAGUCUUAGGCAAGUUGCUUAACCUUUCUGAGCUUUAGUUUCCUUCCCUAUAAAAUGAAACCUAAUAAAUUAUACCUGCUUGUUAGGGUUGUUACGAAGAGUAACUGAAUCCGUACACCUUAAGGGGUUGGAACAAUGCCUGCACAUGACCAGUCUUGAUAAAUAGCUACUGCUGUGAUGACUGUUAUGGGGAGGUGUCAAGAAAUGAAACUUUCACAGAGUUGCUGUGAGGACGGUUAAAGAGAAAAUGCAGUUGUUGUUGUUGCUUCUUACACAAAUGCUUUUGUGCUGUGAGUUCCUAGAUGAGUGGUUUUCUCCCUGGUGUUCCCGUAAGGCAGAAUCCUUUACCCCCAUGUGGCCUAUAAGUGAAGUUUCUUGACCCCAAAUCCUAGAACAUCCCAGCAUGGGGGGGUCCUGGGGAUCAUGCCUUCUUGGACCUGUGUCGUGGCCAGGAACGUGACAGGCAGAAUUGGACCAGACCACCCACAGCUCCCCUGCAAGAGCGUGGAGAGUGAGGUCCCAGCACCAAGCCGAGCGUGACUAAGAUGCGUCAUCCUCAGUUGACAGGGAAGCUGGAUGGGCGAGGGCAGGACUUGUGGCCAGGCGCCUCCUAGACCCCCGUACUCAGGUGUUUUAACAUGUCCCAAACUGAGCUCCUGCGCUGGCCCCUCUGCUCCCCCAGUUUCCUUCCCUCAGUAAAUGCCCCCAUUUACCCAGUUGCUCCUAUAACCAGGAGCCCCACUCACCCUUCCUUGGCUCUCAGUUCGCGAGCCCAGUCAGUCUCCAGUGCUGGCCGCGUUGGCCCUCUGGGCUGCAUGUCAGACCCGGCACCCCUCAGUGCCAUUGCUGUGGGUCAGGCCUCAACUCUUAGCUGGAAAGUCACAGCAACAUCUUCUCCGGUGUCCCCGUGUCCCCUCCUGCCACCUCCAACCGUCCUCACUGCAGCCAGAGUGAGCUUUCUAAUGUGAAAGCCUAGCCCCAUGCCCUCCACGGCCACCCGCCAUGUCCCUGUCCCACUCCCAGUGCUUUGGCCUGGUGCUCAGGCCUGGCCUUCUUGUCUCCCCUCUGCCUGCUCGCCCUGUUUUACGCUUCAGCAGCACAGGGGCGGCCCUGCUCUCUCCUCUGCGUGCCAAGUUCCUGCUGCUGCUGUAGGGCCAAGCUUCGGUGUCACCUCCUCCACUUGCCAGCCUCCUCUGAGAAGCCUCUGGACCUUUGCUGGCUGGGCUCUGUAUGUACCCGCAACCCUUUUUUCAGACGGUUCUGCGAGGCCUGUCACACUGAGUUCUCAUUACCAUGUCCUUGUCAGUCUACACACUAGCCCUCGGGGGGCGGGGGCUGGGUCUUUGUCACCUGUGACCCCAGUACCUGGUGCCCUCCCUGGCGUAUUGGAUAUUUGUCGAGUGAAUGUGUGAGUGAACAUUGAAUUUUGAAACUAAAGGAGGAAAGGAAUGUGAAGCCCUCAGCGUCAUGCCAGGUGCUCAGAAGUCGUCAGCGGCUGGUAGCUGUCCUGACAGUGUUGUUAGGGUGUGUGCACAGGUGCACGAGUACUAUUAUCAUAAUUGCUCCUUUUUAUUGUUAAUAAUAGUCAUCAGUAAUUUCUUCGGAGAACAUUCUGGGCAUUUUAUGCUUGUUGGGCUUUCUUUGGGGAAGGGUUUGUCUUUGCUUCUGUGCUUCUGCUCCACCUCUCGUCCCCUUUCCCUGUCCGCCAGAGAGCCACACAGCCCUGGCUGUGCAGGAGGCUGUAGCCACAGCUGAGCGGAGAUCAGCCUCAGGCUGGAAGUAACCAGAAACCGGUCCUGAACUCAAAUUGGGAGAACCAGGUUAUCGAUUGAAUGGCUUUGGGAUCGCGCAGGUUCUGCUGCAGUGCGGACCCCUUUCCAGGUUCUUGACCUCGGUGGCCGUGGUUCGGCUCACUCUGGCAGCGCAGGCUCUUCUGCGCCAGCCCCUGCUGUGGCCUGAGGGAGGGGAGUGGUUGCUGCAGUGACCUGGGCACCAGUCUCCUGCUGAGGAUGCUGUGGGGAUGCAGACGGCUGGGACACGGCAGGGACACAGGCUUCUCCUCUGAAGCCUUUCCGUCCCCAGCAAGCCUUCACCUUCCUGGGCCCAGGGCCCCUGCGAAACCCUCCCCCAGCCCACCCAGAAGGAUGUUUCUAGAGCCUUAAGCAAGCUGGCAGGCCCUGGAUUAGCUGUAUGGAGCAGGUUGCCCCACCUCUCCCGUCUCCACCCUUCCUGGGAGGAAGCGGGGGCCUGCUCUCGGGGCAGCGAAAACCCACUGACUCACCGCUGACUUUGCGUCACAGACGCCCGUCUGUAGCAAGAGUCUUAUUACUGCCCUUGAGCAAUCUGCAAGGUGUGUUCUCUACAGCUUUUCAGCGUUCACACCUUUAUUUUACACUUUACCUAAAUAUUGAUCUCCACAAGAGCCAAGGGGAAGUCAAGGGGAAGCCAAGAGACUUAGAAUAGUCAUAAUUUGUUGCUAGGGUAGGACACAAUUUACAAAGUACUUUUAUGAAUGUCUAUCAUCAUAAAAAUAUGCAUAGCACCUCUGACACUUGCCGUGCAUCAGCUGUCUAAUCGGCGCAGUGAUCUUAUGAGUUAGUUACUGUUACUCCCAUCUUACAGAAAAGGAAACUGAGGCUCACAGAGGUCAGGGGACCUGUCCAACGUCACACAGCAAGAAAAUGUCAGCACUGACAUUUGAACCCUAGUGUGCAGACUCACACCCUCCUCCUCAAGCUGAGGAGACAACUGACCGUGUGUCCAGGGUCCUCCGGGAAGAAGUGACCUGCUGGCCCUUUUUGUUGUGAUGACUUCUUCCUCCUGGUGCUGGGGCAGCCUCUAGGGCUCAGGCAGAAGGAGAAUUACGAGUAAAUGCUGCUGAAAAUUCUUUGUGUGGUUCCCUCACUGAGGGCAUUUCUCCAGGCUGGAGAGGGGCCCAGAGGCCCCAGACCUGAGCCUUGGGUCAUCAGUUCUAUUUCCUACAGAAGGUUCUCCCUCACUGGCAUCCCCGUCAUGGGCCGCCCGCCCGUGGACAUGCUUCGCUCGGGGAGCUCACCCCUUCCUGGGCAGCCCCGCCCUUCUCAGAAGCACCUGCUUGUCGGAAAGGCAGCUGUGAUAAGCCACAAGUGGCAGUGGAGAACCGAGGCACUGCAUGUGAGUUCAUGGCUCUGCCGCCAGGUGUGUGACCUUGGCCUCGAAACUGGCCCUUGGAGCCCCUGUCUCCUCACUGGUGAAUCCAACCAGUGGUAACAUUGACUCCCAAGACUUAGUUGUGUGGCCUCAGAGUAAGUAGACCUAGGGCCACAGGUGGAAGUUAAAGGAAAGCAUGGGCAGUGAGGGAAGUACCUGCUAUGACAUUAAGGUCUUAGGCAAAUUGUAAUUUUUUGGUUUGUUCAGAAUGAGGCAAAAUAAAGAUGGUUAAAGUGUUGGUAAACAAGAAAACCUUAAUUAUUGUGAAUCAGCUCAAAAUCUGGAUUAAAGACUACUUUUGAGAGAUGGGAGUCCACAUUAUGGUUUCCUAAAUGUUUUCAUGUACUUUGACUUUGAAGAAGACAGCGUGGAGAGUAUUCUUCUGUUUUAAAAAUAGGGACCCUGAGGAUGGAAGAGGAAGAGUGGUCUCCGGCCGGGUCACAGCCGGGUCACGGCGCCUGCCCAGCAGACACGUGGCUUGGCCUCAGGCCUUCCAGUUCUACAGGUGUAGCUCUUUCUGGUUGGCCGGGCUCCUCCAUGCUCCUGCUGAAACCCCCGGGGGGCUCUGCCGUUCCAGCCAGACCAGAUCCCCUCUUGGCCGUCCCCUCCCAUUUGUCCUUCCAGCCCCGUCUCCUCUGGGUCCCUCCCGGCAUCCUCAGCUCUGGGUCUGGAUCCACUUGCUGCUGCCUGUACUUACACACACGGCAGGAUCCUCCCUCCCCCCUUCUGCAGGUCCACAUCAUCUCCAGGCCCAGCUCCAGGGCCCCUCUUCCAGGAAGUCUUCCCUGACUGAGUUGGAGGGCAUCUGUCUCUACCUCCCGGAACUCCCCCGCACGUUGUCUGGCCUGUCCUCCAGCUUCCACCCACUCAGUCUUCUGAAGUGUGCACUUCUCCCCUGCUCCCUAUGCGGGAGCUUCCUGCGCCUUUGGUUACCUCCUUUCUCCAGCCCCACAUGGAAACCUCAGGGGAGAGGCCCAAAGUGUUCGUGAGGAAGUGAAUUGAAGGAAGGAACUCAGAAGAGUGACUCUUGGUAUUGUCAGAGCAAGAGGAGGCAGAGCUGGAGGAGUUCCUGUGCCCCGUGCAAACGCCCCCCGGGCUCGUGGGCGUGGCUGCUGCCCUGCAGCCGGUCCCUGCCCAGUCCUCGGCCCUUCAGAACAUUUCCCUCAAGCACCUGGGAACUGAAAUACAAAACACGAUGUACAACAUCCGAGGCAACAGGCAGGCGCAAGGAGCAGGCCACGGACCUCCAGGGGAGGAUUCUCCACCGAGCGGGGAGCCUGUGAGGGAGGAGCAGCCCUUGCCCCCUAACCCCAGUGCCCCAGGGGAUGAUCCAGCAGACUCUGCAAAGCCUGCCCCCAAGUCCUCUCUGACCGCCAAUCUCAUUCAGAAAGCCAAGCGCCAGAACAACACCUUCCCGCUCUUCAGCGAAGGACUCACGCGGAACCGGACUGCCCAGGAGAAAGUGUUGGCCUUGGAGCAGCAGGUUCUGAUACUCACCAAGGAGUUAAAGUCUCAGAAGGAGCUGGUGAGGAUCCUGCACAAGGCGCUGGAGGCUGCCCAGCAGGAGAAGAGGGCGUCCAGCGCGUACCUGGCGGCGGCCGAGGACAAGGACCGGCUGGAGCUGGUGCGACACAAAGUGCGGCAGAUCGCGGAGCUGGGCAGGCGCGUGGAGGCGCUGGAGCAGGAGCGGGAGGGCCUGGUGCAGACGGCGAGCCUGCGCGAGCAACAGGUGCAGGAGCUGCAGCGGCACGUGCAGCUGCUCAUGGACAAGAACCAGGCCAAACAGCAGGUCAUCUGCCAGCUCUUGGAGAAGGUCACCCAGGACUUCAUGCAGCCCCACAACCGGCCGCCCGCUCCCCCAGAUGCUGCCGACCGGGACUUCCUGAGCCAGCAGGAGAAGAUGGAGCACCUGAAGGAUGACAUGGAAGCAUACCGGACCCAGAACCGCUUUCUCAACUCCGAGAUCCACCAGGUCACAAAGCUCUGGAGAAGGGUGGCUGAGAGGCAGAAGGCCCUCCUGAUGAAGUGUGCCUACCUCCAAGCCAAGAACUGCCAGGUGGAGAGCAAGUACCUGGCGGGGCUGCGGAGGCUGCAGGAGGCCGUGGGGGACGAGGCCAGUGAGUGCUCGGAGCUGCUGAGGCAGCUCACCCAGGAGGCGCUGCAGUGGGAGGCCGGCGAGGCCUCGGCCGACAGCGGCGUGCUCAGCCCCAUCAGCAGCGAGUAUGACGAGUACGGCUUCCUGACCGUGCCCAACUACGAGGUGGAAGACCUGAAGCUGCUGGCCAAGAUCCAGGCGCUGGAAGUCUGCUCCCACCACCUGCUGGCCCACGAGGCUGUGGAGCGGCCGCGGCGGGAGCGCUGGGCUGCGCUAGGCGAGCUGGCGCCCUCGGCCGAGCUCAAGCAGCUGCUGCGGGCCGGCGUGCCCCGCGAGCACCGGCCUCGGGUCUGGAGGUGGCUGGUUCGCCGCCGCGUCCAGCACCUGCAGGCCCCCGGCCGCUACCAGGAGCUGCUGAGCCGGGGCCAGGCUUGCAGUCAGCCUGCCACCCGCCAGAUCGAGCUGGACCUGAACCGCACCUUCCCCAACAACAAGCAUUUCACCUGCCCCUCCUCCAGCUUCCCGGAGAAGCUCCGUCGGGUGCUGCUGGCCUUCUCCUGGCAGAACCCCUCCAUCGGCUACUGCCAGGGCCUGAACAGGCUGGCGGCCAUCGCUCUGCUGGUCCUGGAUGAGGAGGAGAGUGCCUUCUGGUGCCUAGUGGCCAUCGUGGAGUCCAUCAUGCCAGCUGAUUACUACAGCAAGACACUGACGUCGUCCCAGGUAGACCAGCGGGUGCUCCAGGACCUCCUCUCGGAGAAACUACCCAGGCUGAUGGCCCACCUGGGGCAGCACCGCGUGGACCUCUCCUUCAUCACCUUCAACUGGUUCCUCGUGGUCUUCGCAGACAGUCUCAUCAGCAGCAUCCUCCUCCAGGUCUGGGACGCCUUCCUGUAUGAGGGCACCAAGGUGGUGUUCCGCUAUGCCCUGGCCAUUUUCAAGUACAACGAGGAGGAGAUCCUGAGGCUGCAGGAUGGCCUGGAGAUCUGCCAGUACCUGCGCUUCUUCACCAAGACCAUUUGCGACAGCCGGAAGCUGAUGAGCAUCGCCUUCAACGACAUGAACCCGUUUCCUAUGAAGCAGCUGCGGCAGCUGCGGACGGCACAUGGGGAGCGGCUGGAGGCCGAGCUGCAGGAGCUGGAGCAACUCAAGGCCGCCUACUUGGAGACCCAGGCGUCCCGGCUCCCAGCGGUGCCCGAGGCCUGCGCCAGCGAGGACGAGCUGGACGGGGAGGCCUGACCCGGCCCACCCUCCACAGAGCCCCUUCUCGCCCCUGACUGGCAGGCCUCCAGGAGGACAGCUGUGGAGCCCUGGCACCAGGGGAUGCCCGGCAAGCCCCUUCGCAGCUCUGGGCCUCAGUCUCUCCACUGGCACACUAUCUGCUCAGGGCGAACCCAGGAUGCCCCCCUCUCCCGCGUCCUCCCCGAAGCACACAGACGAGCAAAGUGCUCUCUUUACAGGCUAACCCUGACCCUUCUCCCAGUGUCAUCUGUGUAAAACUGUGUGAAUACUGGAAAUAGUUUACAAGCUGUGGAACUUAAACGCUUCUCAGUAACCGGCCGUUCAGUGUCCCGCCACUGGGCCCUCCCAGCUGGACGUGCCAGACUGCUGUUCCGUGCACGUCCCGCCGGCCCGUCCCCUGCUGCCUCCCCAGGAGCUGGGGCCCUGCGCACUGAGGGCGCUGCCUUUCUGGGCCACGGUGCCUCCUUGAUGCUGGCUGGGCACCGAGGCCUAUGUCCUGGCCUUGCACCUGUGCUGUCCUUUCUGCUCACAGCCCACUGUGGCAGGGGGGACGGGGGGUCCGCAGGGGAAACCCCUGCCCACCAAGAGGACCCAAAACUUGGUUUCAGUGCUGGCCGCUUCCAGGCCCUUCCUCAGCAGACGAGGCUUCCCCCAGCCCCCUGGACCCAGGGAAGUGAAGGCCGCAGGUGUGGUUUUGGCAGCUGUUUCUCAGCAAGCGACUGCCCUGCUGCUACAGCCUUGAGCUCGGAAGUGUCCAGUGUGAGGGCGCGGGGUGGGGUUACCACAUGGGCAUCUCCAGCUCUGAUCUGAGGCUCCUGUCCAGGGCUGGGGGAGGAGGCCACGCCCAGCAUGGGACCAGGCACAGGCCCUCUGUCACCCACAGGUGCGAACUUGAGGGGUCAGCACCACAGACCCCCAGUCCCCCAAUCGCGUACCCUCCACGGCCCCACGCAGGGUCCUCUCCCCUGCAGUCGCCUGGGCUGCCGGCCCUGGGGAGGGGCCCCUUGACCGCCUUGCUCGUUUGUGCAAAGUUGUCUUCAUCGGCUGAGGGCUUCCACCACCAGACAGCACCUGUGAAGGUGGGGGAGCCUGGGGGGCCUGGCUGCAGCUCCCAGGGGAGUUAAAGGGGCUGAUGCCGCGGCUGAGCCUGGGCAGAGAGUGGCAUUUUUAUGAAGAAAACAUCACCGGGGGCCCUGAGGCCUAGGAAAGCCCAAGGCUCCAGGACCCACUGGCUCAGCUGGUCCCUCAGACUCCAGCCUUGAAUGCAGAUUUCCUCCUCAGCCAAAAAUAAAAUGGGCCGGCCCCGUGGCCGAGUGGUUAA